CAUCAUCAUUUCUGAACGUACUAUAUGUUUAAGCAUUAGUUUGCCGUGUUGUUAUCAUUAGUUAAAUGAUAGUUGUAUUAUAACGUACUGCAGGUCAGUUUAGUUUAGUGCAGCGCACGUCAGGGCAGUUUUAAACAAUGAAGCAAAAAUACGAAAGCAUCGCUGGAGGUCACGUGAUUAAGGGAGAGAACAGUUUCGUGCCCUCAAACGAACGCGACUCUUCACCGCCGUCUAGCGGGCGAGAAAAUACUCAUUAUUUUCCCGACUCAUCCAAGUUUUGCAACAAGUGCAGCCAAAAACUAUUUAAAACACCUCUGUCGGGUCAUUUCCAUCUUUGUAGAGUUGAAGGCAAUAAAUCUUCACGAAAGGCCAGCUUACGAACUCGUAGAAGCACUUCGUCGUUUGAAAGCACAAACGGAAGCGUGUCGCCCCUGCCCGAGGUAUUUAGCGACGACCAUGACGUCAACGGGGAUUCCCCUAAAAGGAUAAAGCGCACGUCAUCAAACGGGAAAGAUAAGAGCACCAUGGGUUGCACCACCAGCACACACGACCCGACCACAAGUUCCAGCAACGACGAGGAUUACGACAUAGUGGCCGAUGACGUCGGCAUGACGUCAGUGAGCAAGGCUGACUUACUCGACGCCCAACGACUAAACUCUACUGACGUCACACGAGGGCUGGAGAAUCGAUGGAUUCGAAGCCACUUCCACGAGCAGGAUAAUAAGGGUUCUGACGUCACAAGGGCUAAUAGACGGAAGAGUAAAGUCAACUUGAGUGACGUCAUCGAGUCACGUGAGAAUGCCGUCCAAUCAGGAGAGAGCAAACCAGACAAUGGAUCAGGGGCCCACCUAUCCAUCCUGCAUUUCAACGACGUUUACGAAAUCACUGAGCGAAAGAAGGAGCCGGUAGGUGGCGCUGCACGCUUUGCGAGUUUAAUGAAGCGUAACAUCUAUGACAUCACAAAGCAAACUGGUGAGCGCCCUCUGGUGGUGUUCAGCGGUGAUUGUCUCAACCCGUCCACGCUCAGUUGCGCCACCCAGGGACGUCACAUGAUUGAAGUUUUGGACACUUUGGAGGUUGAUGUUGCUGUGUUCGGAAACCACGAGUUUGAUUUCGGCGUCGAGCACGCUGCUAAGUGCAUAGAGCGGAUGACGUCAACAUGGUUGCUAGGCAACGUCAUAGAUAAGCUGACUCAGCAGAAUCUUGGUGGGGGGAUGACUAAGCAUAUUAUUAAGCGGAACAAUGGAUUGAAAAUAGGAUUGUUGGGACUCGUAGAAGAGGAAUGGUUGGACACGUUAGCUACAGUUAAUCGAGAAGAUUUAGAGUUUCAAGAUUAUGUGGAGAGGGGGAGGGAGGUGGCCGCGGAGUUGAGGGCCGAUGGUGCUGAUCUAGUGAUAGCUUUAACACACAUGAGGUGGCCGAAUGACAUAAGGUUGGCAAGGAUGGUACCUGAUAUUGACAUUAUACUGGGCGGGCAUGACCAUGAGUAUGGAGUCAAGGAAAUAGAUGAAUGUCUCAUCAUCAAAAGUGGAUCCGACUUUCGUAAUUUAUCCUCGGUCGAUUUAUUCAUCCGCAACGAUGGUUGUGUUGACGUUAAAAUAUCCCGUUAUGACGUCACAAGAGAGGUGGAGGAAGACCCUUACAUGUUGAAGAUCGUGGAACGUUACACCUCAGUUUUGGAGAAGAGUCUUGAUCAUUGUAUUGGGGUGGUUAAUACGAGUUUAGAUGGUCGGUUCAAGAUGGUUCGAAGCCGGGAAACAAACUUAGGGAACUUCGUUGCCGACAUAAUGGCGUCUGUGACACGCGCCGAUGUCGUUCUAAUUAACUCGGGCACGUUCCGGUCGGAUGGCGUGCAUUCGUGCGGAAACUUUCGUCUCCACGACCUCAUGACAAUCCUGCCAAUCAACGACUGUGUUGUGACGAUUGUAGUAACGGGGAAACAACUGUUAGAGGCGCUAGAGAACGGUGUGAGUCUCGUGCCCAAGUAUGAGGGGAGAUUCCCUCAGGUAUCAGGGGUGACGUUUGGUUUCAACCCCGGGGCUCCCCCUGGCUCCCGUAUAGUGCGCGACACCCUCAUGGUACAGGGAAAUCCCCUUGACCCCACCCGCGAAUACACAAUGGCAACGAAGGCUUACGUUGCGCGGGGUAAAGAUGGCUACACUUGCCUCAGUAAAUGUCGUAUUCUCACCGACCCUGACUCCGGUCCUUUAUUAUCAACUGUGGUACGCAACCAUGUUAUGAACGCUUAUAAGCUGAUCGAGUAUGAGAGGAACCAUGCAUGUAAGAUCUCGGUUUCCACGGACGGGAAGCGAGUGACGUCAGAUGGGGUGACCUUUGACCCCAGUGAAGCGUUCAAAGAUAUGUCGGAGGUGGAGGAACCCAUCAGCGCCAUCCAGCGGUCGAUGAAACCGGUGAUGCAUGACAAUACCGACGUUAGUGACGUCACAAAGCGUUGUUCGCUUCACGUGCCGACGUUUAUCUCCGUGGAAGGCAACGCUAUACCUGAUAAUGGGGGUGUGACGUCAAAAAGGGUGGCUGUUCUACGACGCCGAGCGCUCGACGGUGAGCAUGAGAACAACGCCCUGCUAAAGGAGAGGACAGACGACCCUACGCAGGUCAAGUGGCAAGUGUUGCCAUUGCUUGAAGCCAGGAUAUUCCACUGUGAGGCUGCAGUGUUGACCGAAUAAAUAUCUACAGUGUUCCCUUUAUAUAUUUAUGCAAUUUUUACGACAUCAGAUUUAUUUUGCGCAGUACUGACACCGUGUAAAUGUUGAAGUUGUGACAUCAUAAUUACUAUUGUUUAAAAACAAAAAAAAAUGUGACGUUUUAUUUGGAAAUUUUAGUUUAAUAAAGACACAUGAUGCACUUUA
Molecule: messenger RNA, 2870 nt
Organism: Ciona intestinalis (vase tunicate)
Lineage: Eukaryota; Metazoa; Chordata; Ascidiacea; Phlebobranchia; Cionidae
Source: RefSeq, a predicted model, not a curated record